AUUAUCUUGAUAAUGGCAAUAAUAAAAUGGCAAUCCAGCAAGCAGACAAACUGCUAAAAAAACACAAAGAUCUUCACUGUGCUAAGGUUUUGAAAGCAAUUGGUCUGCAGAGAACUGGGAGACAAGAUGAAGCAUUUACUUUGGCACAAGAAGUGGCAGCCCUUGAACCCACGGAUGAUAAUUCGUUGCAGGCGCUGACUAUCCUUUAUCGAGAAAUGCAUCGGCCGGAGCUGGUCACAAAACUCUACGAGGCAGCCGUGAAGAAGGUUCCCAACAGCGAAGAAUAUCACUCGCAUCUGUUCAUGGCUUACGCAAGAGUUGGAGAAUAUAAGAAGAUGCAGCAGGCUGGAAUGGCACUUUAUAAGAUUGUCCCUAAAAACCCGUACUACUUUUGGUCCGUAAUGAGCUUAAUAAUGCAGUCAAUAUCUGCGCAGGAUGAAAAGCUCUCAAAAACCAUGUUUUUACCCCUAGCUGAAAGGAUGGUAGAAAAAAUGGUGAAAGAAGAUAAAAUUGAAGCUGAAGCAGAAGUUGAACUUUACUACAUGAUUCUAGAACGUUUGGAGAAAUACCAAGAAGCUCUGGACGUUGUCAGAGGAAAAUUAGGAGACAAGUUAACCAGCGCGCUCCAGAGCAGAGAAAAUAAGUGCAUGGAGAUGUACAGAAAACUGGGCAAGUGGCCAGAGUGCAAUGCGCUCUCAAGAAAACUUCUGCUUAAAAACCCAGAUGACUGGCAGUUCUACAUGAUCUACUUUGAUUCCCUCUUUCAAUUGAUCGGCAUGGCCUGGACGCCUCCAGCUGAAGGGGAGCAUUCUCUGGAAGGAGAGGUGCAUCACAGCGUAGAGCAAGCUGUCGCUUUCAUCGAGCAGAGGUUAAUUCAAGAGUCCAACAGCGCCCGCCCGCUUCGGGGACCAUACCUUGCCCAGCUGGAGCUGAUCAGCCGCCUGCGGCACAGAGGCUACAGCGAAGAACACAGAUUGGGCAAUCCCGAAGAACUCAUGUUCCAGUAUUUCAAGAUGUUUGGGGAUAAACCUUGCUGCUUUACUGACCUCAAGGUGUUUGUAGACCUCCUUCCAUCAGCGCAAUACACAAAGUUCAUCAACCAGUUGUUGGGGGUCAUCCCCCUUUCAGCCCCACCAGAAGGCAGACUUGCACUACCAGCUAGUAUCAAAGCUUUACAGCAGCACUUGUGUGUUAUGCAGCUGACACGGUUGCUUGGUCUCUUCCACACCAUGGACACCGCUCAAAAGCUAGCAGCAGUCCAGGACCUGAUGUUGCGUUAUCGGCACGGGCUGGAUUUUGGAAAAUCGUGUUUGAAAACAGAGUUACAGUUUUCAGAUUACUACUGUCUGCUUGCUGUUCAUUUGCUCCUUGACAUCUGGCUAGAGGCAGGAGACGAACCAGCCGUCUGGCAGUGCUUGACCCUGCUAGAAGAAGGGUUGGCAUCCAGCCCGUCCAACGCCCAGUUCAAGCUGCUGCUCAUCCGCGUCUACUGCAUGCUGGGGGCCUUUGAGCCAGUGGUGGAGCUGUAUUCCAGCCUCGAUGCCAAGCACAUACAGCACGACACCAUUGGAUACCUGCUGACCCGCUACGCCACGGCUUACGGACAUUAUGCUGCUGCAUCCCAGUCCUGCAACUUUGCACUCAGGUUUUUCCACUCCAACCAGAAAGAUACCUCAGAAUACAUCAUUCAGGCCUAUAAAUAUGGUGCAUUUGAGAAGAUCCCAGAAUUCAUCGCUUUCAGGAACAGACUAAACUCCUCACUUCAUUUUGCACAAGUCCGCACAGAACGGAUGUUGCUGGACCUUCUACUGGAAGCAAAUAUAUCAACAAGUUUGGAAGAAAGUAUUAAGUCCAUGAGCCUCAGUCCAGAAGAGGAUGACAUUUCCUGGAAUGACCUGCGAGAUAAUAGAGACCUCACCGUCUUAUUUAAUUGGGACCCGAAAGACAAGAGUAUUUCUGAAGAGCACAGAAAGCUCUCCUUGAAGGAAGAGACCAUCUGGUUACAGAUCCGGUCCCUGACAUUGCGGCUGAUAAGCGGGCUGCCAGCUCUUGGCCACAGCAGCCAGCCAAAGAACUGGGGGAAAAACAGCGAGAAUGGGGUCUCCCCCGAGAUAGACACAAUACGGUCUCUCCUGCGGCAGCUGGAUGACGCAGUGGGAUCUGGGAGGUGGUUUCUAGAGCAGAACAUUCAGUAUCCGGUCCUCGGUCCCCCUUCUUCACGAAUGGCCAGCUUCUUUGACAGCGGGAGCUGUCAGUCCCAGACCAGCUUGUUUUACCUUGUUAGUGAAAUUUAUGAACUAGAUACCAAUGGUUUAGAAGAUUCAACAGCAAUUCAAGAGCGAAUAGGGAAUUGUUUGAAAUCAUUACUGGAGCAACUAACAGAUCAGGUCAAUAAAUGCAAAGGUGAUUUGUUGGAAGUCAGCGAGGGUAGCUUCAAAACCCAUCCGAACGUUUUAGAAAAUCUUGUUUUCUUUGUGGAGACCAUCUCCAUCGUCUCGUGGGUCUGCAGUUACUCAGACGCUGUCCUCCGGCCCUGGAAAUCAAGCUUGCAGAAGAAGAAGAAGAAGAAGAAAGAAAGCACUGCAGCAAUGCCACCUGUGUUCACCAGCUUCCAAGAUUACAUUUCUGGACUCCAGACACUCACUUCCAAUGUGAUAGAUCAUAUCAAAGGGCUUGAAAUUAAUUUAACUGCACUUAAACUUGAAGAGCUGUACAUAGACGAUAAUUUACUCUUGCAGGAAGAAAAGAAGUUUACAAAGACUGCGCUAGGGAAAGUCCAGAAUAGUUACCAACAUGCGGUUCAAGAAAUUGGAGAUCUGCUGAAAAAGAGACUUGAGACCAUAAAAAAUCUAAAGGUUUGAUGAAAUGCCUCCUUGUGGAAAAGGCCAGGAUUGAAGCGUUGGCAUCAAAUAAGCAACAUCUACCAUCCCUUCUGUGUUAAAAUCUGGAACUUCCUCAUAAAUGCAUGAAGGACUUUGAUCACAAACAUUUUUUUUAUGUAUUAAAAAGAUAUAUUCAAGCUGAUUAAAUUAUUGUACAUUAAAAAAUGGAAACAGGGACCCUCCUCGGUCAGGGUUAGACCACUUUUUAUACACGUUCAUAGGCAGAUUGCGACAGAUUCUAGAUCCCCUAACCCAUUUCACUUCCCUUUGCUGGGGUGAGGGGCCUUCUCCAGAAAUGGUUGGGGGUCUUGAAGUCUUUAGAAGCAGCAAUAGAAAUCCAGUGUAAAGCAUAUUUCAAAGGAAUUUGUACUUCCCCCCCAUUACAAGGCAGCAUUUAUAGUUCGUGUGCAAGUUGCUUGCCACAGGGAAGCAGAAGGCAGGCCUGAGGUCAACUGUGGACACUCUUGGAGCAUCUCUUAGGCCAUCCUGCUUCUGCCACAGCCAAGUAAGUCUGCAUGCCUGUUGAACCACCUGGUCUACAGCAGGGUCAUUUAUUCUCCUUAAAGGUUUGUUUAUUUGUGCAACUUCCCUUACAGCAGUUAGAACAGGUUGGAAGGAGGACCAGCGUGAGUUACACCUUCAGACCUUUUUUUCCAUACCCUAUAAGGAAAAAGUAUCAGAGAAAGGUGCUACCAGUUAAAGCCUACUCAAAGAGAAAUUGUUUCCAAGAAAAUGUAAAAAUCUGUAGAAAUCAGGUAAAAGAUGGAAAGGGUGUAUCAGUGGAAUUGGUAGCAAAAAUUCAAGAGAGCUACUGUUAUUUUAAAGAAAAUUGUCUGCAGUCUAAAGCUGUGCUGUGGUGCCUUGAUGUUUCUUCCACUUUUAGAGUUGUAUGUCAGGACAGGAUGGCUAAGUUGAGUUGAACCGCUGUUUUUCAUAUUUCUCUAAUUUCAAAUAGCUCCUGAAUACCAUGUGGAAUAUGUAUAAGGUGGAUUUUGGAUGGGACUCAAGAAUGGAGAAUAAGGAGCUCCAGCCACGUUCAGAUCCUAUCCGCUCUUCCCAUCCUUUUUGCGUUUGGCACAGAGUUUGAGCAAGAUUCCCAAAAUCCCUGUUGGGUUGUUGAAUAUUUCAAGUGCUCAGCGUUUUGGAGUUCAGAGCUGUUGGAUGAAAAAACGGUUACACUGCUGUGUAACCAAACUCAGUUGCCGGCAACAAGGUGGUCUUUCGUUUUGCACAUUCUUAGCAUGUUUAACUGUUUUGUGAUAACCUUAAGCUUGUGUAUUCUGAGUCACUUGAGAGAAUUAAUGGUUACCACUCUUUUUUUUUUUUUAAAUCAGUGGGUACUAAAAGCCAUGGGAUGUGUUCCCAUUUUUUUCUAAGCAACUGUAUUGUCAGAUAGAAAUGAACCUCAUGAACGUAGAGGUCGUGCCAAGGAAGAUAACCAGGUGCCCUCAGAGUCAGGUAAGCGAAGGUAACCCCGACUGUAAGGAGUUACUUUUUCAUUGGCCAGGAUCUAGACUUUGGAGCAAUGGCUUUGAUGCAGCAGAAGGGGGGUGCUGUUUCAGCAGUUCGGCCCGAUUUAUUGCUGUCCCACCCAGCUAGCCUGGCCAGCAUGUUCAUGGACUCUCCACGGCUUGUCUUCUCCUUGCCUGCUCUCACGUGCCCCAGGAGAGCUUCGAGGCAGCCGGGACCUACCGCGUGAGGAACAAGAUGCGGGAAAGCAGUUCAGUUCAACCCAUUGCUACAAAGAGGCACCACAGUGGCCGAUGUAUCUGGAGGCGACCUUCGUGCAAAAACAUUACUCCCGUAGGGUAUGUUAUUUAGUUUGACAGUCGGAGAAGAAGAAAGGCAGAGUAUUGAAAUGUAGAUUUUUUUCCCCAGCAAAAUGAUUUCUAGAAAGAUGUUUUGGGGCUUCUGUUGAGAAGUACCUUAAAGAGAAAGAUUUUUAAAGUGUGGUUUAAGCAGGGAUCAGAUCUGUUCCACUGUCAGUUCCGAAUAUACUGUUUUUCUGGUAGAUCACUUGAUCCCAAAUGCCUGUUUUUGGAAUACAACGGCGGUUAUAGCCUUCCAAAACUCCUGUCGUCAGAGCUCUUAAUGAUGCUUGGAUUCUUAAGGUGCUUUCAGCAAUCAGCUCCUCCCCAAAACCAAUGCUUUUUUAAAUCUUUUUUUUUUUAAUCCGAAAACUACUCUUGGAAUAUUGACAGAUAAUGCCACCCUCUAAAGAAUGAGUAUCCUUCCCUUUUGAAAUAAUUUUUUUGAAACAGCAUUUUCAAAGUUUUCAUUAUUUCAUCAAGUAGAGGGUGCCCUCGUCUCAAGAUUACAAGCAACCUUGUACGCAAGGUAAUUCGUGUUAGAUUCCGCUACGGAGUCUGUUCGAGCGCUCAGCAUCGGUAGGGUUUUCUUCCGUUACGGGGGAGAUGCAGCCCACGCCCCAAAAAAGACAGGUGGGGGGGAUGAAGCUGCUGGAAACAAGUGCUGGCGUUUUCCUUUUCGCGCCAAUGUAUCUCCUUUCUGAAUGUGUGAUGUCAUGCUUUUAUCUGAUGUUUGUGGCGGUGGGUCAGUGUAUUUGCAGGUAUUAAAAAAGAGCUAAAAGAUGGGGAAUAAGCAAGCAGGGCUUUGACUCGGGGCCCUUCUGAAAUGAAAGCCGUUGGGUUAUAUUUCCUGGCGGACGGAGCGUAGGCUGCAAACUCCGUCUCCUUUUGAGGAAGAAGACCGUCCGUGCAGCUCAGUUCCCCUUCCAUCUUGGAUUGGAAGUUGAGGGUUUAUCUGUUUUUACCAUUUUCGUACUGUUUAGAAAUUGCAUUUAUAUUUGAAAUUCUGAUACUGAAUCAUGGGAUUUGGUUUGCCUCUUACUUGAGCUAUAAAAGGAGAGCGGUAUUCGGCUACCUACAAUUCACCUCGGAGCUGCUUUGGUUUGAUUUGCUGUUUUUAAUUUGUGACUCUGGCUGAUCUGUAAAACACCUCAACACCAACAGAAUUUAAAGGAUGGAUAAAACUGCUCACAAUCUGCUUUAAACUGAAUGGGUUUAUAAUUUAUAAA
This is a messenger RNA of Python bivittatus (Burmese python), 5919 nucleotides long. NCBI's taxonomy places the organism in Eukaryota, Metazoa, Chordata, Lepidosauria, Squamata, Pythonidae. The record is from RefSeq and is a predicted model, not a curated record.